Molecule: messenger RNA, 1626 nt
Organism: Mycena indigotica
Lineage: Eukaryota; Fungi; Basidiomycota; Agaricomycetes; Agaricales; Mycenaceae
Exons: 5
Coding region: 1-1626 (541 amino acids)
Source: RefSeq, a predicted model, not a curated record
AUGUCGUCUCUUACACUCAACACCCUUCCUAGGGAUCUGCUCCUCGAGAUAUCAGCAGUUCUAGACUGUCGCCACGACCUCCGAAGCCUUGCUAUCACCUCCAAAGCACUCUUCAUCAAUGUUGCCCCCGUAUUAUAUCAAACUGUCGUCCUUAAAUCGGUGGAGCAGACAACAGUAACCCUUGCCAUGCUCCAGCGGCACCUGGAUAUAGCUCACCACGUUCGCGAGCUCACAAUCAGUCCUUCGCGUUCAAACUUUACUGAUAGCAAGGCUGCUUCGGCUGCCGUGGCCUCAAUCGCUUUCUCCAAAUCUCUCGAGAGUCUGGCAAAGUUUAGCUGGUAUGAUGAUUACCUCCACGAAGAGAUGUGGCUGGCUCUUCGCAUGUGCUGCCCCCGUCUCCGAUACCUAAGCACGAGUGUUGGGGCCUUUUUCCCGCCCAAUAGCCAGCUUUUCAACUUUACCGACCUUCACGGCUUCUCCUUACAUCUCGGACCCGGCUUCUAUAACAGCGCGCAAGCACUAAUCCCGGAUGAAGGAUGGCCCCCCAGCAAGAAGCUAUGGGACAUGCUGUUCACCCGAUGUCCCAACCUCCAGGAACUUUCUAUCGAAGGCUACUCAGCGUUUCCCGCAGACGCGCACUGCAUUAUAGAGGGACGAUGGCCCCAUCUUCAGAGACUAACUCUUGGAGAUCUUUCUGUUGAUUGGUCACCCGCCAACUCGGAACAGAAAGGUCCAUUCGUCGCAUUUUUGGAAGCUCAUCCAGAGCUCCAAAGCUUGAGCCUUUCACGACACAAUGUGGACCCCGUACACCUGCACUCAAUCGACCAUGAUACCUUGAAGUUGACCUCCUUCUCUGGCACAUUACAUCAACUUCAGGGAUUGUCCCGCUCAUUCUCGACACUCAGGUCGCUGACAUUCCGCGAUCCAUUAUGGUCACGAGACCCCACGAUCCUUGCCAUUGCUACUGUUCUUACACAACUUACAGCACUUACUGAUCUGAGUAUCAUUUUCACUCUACACUCUCCCUACGACAGCAGUAGCAUUCUCCGCGCUCUCGUCGCCUCCUGCCCCCAAAUCCAGAACUUAACUUUGGCUUGUCUGCGGAAAACCUCUUUCCAACUCGACACACUCGCCAAAGCACUCAGUGCUUUUCGGCGUCUACAAACUUUAAAUGCGACGCUCGUCAGCUCGGGUGACCUUAGCCUUGCUGCUGCUGGCACCCGUUUUGCCAGAGCUAACCCGCGUCUUCGCGAGUUCUGCAUCGCAUUUGUACCACCAAGCUAUCCACAUGGAUUGCCUUACAGGCCCCUUUACCCAUUCCCACGAAUAAAAAGGGCGACGGCUCGGUUCGAAGUUAUUUGCGAUGACUAUGACCUCCCAAAAACUUUACGAGUCCGGGAAAGUUCGACGAAGAUAUGGCCAUGGAUGCUGCGAGUGGUUCGUUCUGUGCAGCGAUAUGACCUUGAGGUUCGUUGGCAAUCAGGUGGUGGGGGACGCAGACAAGACACCAAUGCUGGUCUGAUUGGAAUGUUGAUGGAAACCUCUCCUGCCGGCGAGGAGCUGAGGGUCUUUGCAUUUUGUUCGCUGUUAGUUUGCUUCGCAGGGAUGUUCUUGGCGAAGAGUUGA